UCGCGUCAGCCCUACAGGGUGAUUCUGUAGUAGAUUAAGUCUACCCCACGCCUCAAUCACUUACCACGACACGAUGCCGCCCCGAAGAUCACGACGAGCGGCUACUGAAGAAUCCUCACCAGUCCCCAUACAGACACAACGACGGAGGCGAGAUGACACUCCCGAAGAAGAUGAAGACAUUGACAUGGAAGACGCUAUCAGAGAGGCGCAGGGCAGCGGCAGCGUAGAUCAACUAGCGAAGGGCCUGGUGCGGUAUGCCCUCUCGUGCGAGCAUUCACGGAAGCCUAUCAAGCGCGCGGAUAUCAACGAGAGAGUCCUCGGUUCCUAUACUCGGCUGUUCAAGGACGUCUUUGCGCAAGCAAACAGCCAGCUCAUGGACGUCUUUGGUAUGCAGUUCGUCGAGCUGCCCAAGGCGGACAAAGUGACGCUGCGACAGAAGCGCGCUGCCGCCGGCUCGGACUCGCAAAGCAAGUCGACCAGUAUAUGGGUGCUCCAGACUAUCCUGCCUGAGCAGUACCGCAUACCAGACAUCAUCGGCCCCUCGCGACCAUUAGCAGCCGACGCAGAAGAGAUAAACCGAGAAGACUCGUACGUCGGGCUGUAUACCAUGGCCAUUGCCCUCAUCACUAUAUCCGGCGGUAUGAUCCCAGAAGGCAAGCUAGACCGUGCUCUCAGACGCAUGAACGCAGACCAGACGACGCCUGUCGGUACCAAAGACAAGACGCUUACGAACAUGAUCAAAGACGGGUAUAUUGUCAGGAUCAAGGAGACGCCUGGUGGGGGCGAGGAGACGAUCGACUACAUUGUCGGGCCUCGCGGCAAGGUCGAGGUUGGACGAGAGGGCGUCGCGCAGUUUAUACGGAUGAUGUUUGGGGAGAGCGAGGACGUGGAGGAACUCGAGAAGCGAUUGCAGAGGACUCUGCAGGUGGCGGACGCACACAGUGACAGUGCGCCGGCGGUGGAGGCUACUCAGGCCGCAUCGCAGGCGGCAGGACGGAAACGCGGACGACCGAGGAACAACGACGAUGAAUAGUCUGGUGCAUGAUUAACGGAUAGAGACGCCCAUGAUACCCUAUGUAGUUAUGUCAAUGCUCUUUACUGGGACACCAACGUCAUGUUGAGCGAUGCUAGCUCGGAGCUCCCCUCAAGGGACCAGUUGUCGAGUUGCAUCAUCGGCGGCAAGCGCCAUGGAGCUGCGGGCAGCCGUCGCAACAAAGACAGAAACCACGGCAGCGAAAAAGGCGAUAUUGAGGUACGUGUAGUGGCUUGCCCAUUUGUCAGCGUCACGAGGCAGGUGAUCGUGGUAGGUGCAGUCGUAGGACAGUGGCAGUGGUAGGCGGCAAGGUCGAGCAAUGCCUGCAUGCUGUCAAGGCUCACGCAGC
Messenger RNA from Alternaria rosae, 1382 nucleotides. Its product is annotated as MAGE family-domain-containing protein. Lineage: Eukaryota; Fungi; Ascomycota; Dothideomycetes; Pleosporales; Pleosporaceae. Gene Ontology annotation, cellular component: nucleus. Gene Ontology annotation, biological process: DNA repair. The record is from RefSeq and is a predicted model, not a curated record. The transcript has 3 exons. Bases 74 to 1033 code for a protein of 319 amino acids.